CGACACUUCUGUCAACAAUAACCAGUUGCUAUGAGACGGAGUUUGUACGUUUCUGCCGCCACGUUCUCUUGUUUUCAUUGUUGUGUUCUUCUUGCUAUAAUGACCGAGCAGUCAACCGCUUUCAACCAAAGUGAAGCUGGAAAACUUGAGCAGCACAGCAUUAAAAAGAGAUCUGAUGCUGCUCCUGACACAGACGACUGGAGAUGGAUCCAGAAACAUGGGCACAAAGGGAUUCUCACAACAGACCAAGAGUCCAAAAUGGAAACUCUCACAAUGACAAGAGCAGCUCAUGUUGCUCCAAAGAGUCCCGGAGUGAGACUGUGUGGCAUCAGAAGAGAACGUUUGGAAAAGCAAAUAUACCAGAUGAUAAGUGAGAGAGUUCAUGCUGAACGGAACCAACCGACACCCAAACCGGACUACGUCACCACAACCCAAAGAGAUUUCUGUGUCCAAGGAUUUAUACCCCACAGGCCGGAGACAACAGAGACUCAUGAUUAUAAAAAUGACCAGGCUAUUACAUUUUGGAGUGAGAAUUAUCAGCGGGUGCAGGGUGUGACGGCUGUCCGCAACGUAAAGACACCCUUCAGGAAAUCAGCCCAGUUCAGCACACCCAUCAGUGAACGACUGGAUGAAAUUGAGCUCCCACCUGACAACUGAGCAUUAUUACAGCUCUUCAUUACUCGCUUUUAUUACAUAGGAAAUCUUCUUGAUGGAUUAGCUUUUAAACAUGUCUCAUAUCUGUGCACCGACCAACACGUUGGAACAAACAAAAUGUUCUGUUUUAAAGAAGCCACAUUAAACAAUAUGCAGGAAAUUUAUGCAAAAUUGUCUUGUGAAUAAACAAGUUUAAUUAGCCUUUA
This is a messenger RNA of Melanotaenia boesemani (Boeseman's rainbowfish), 860 nucleotides long. It is a transcript of the gene spag8, whose product is annotated as sperm associated antigen 8. The record is from RefSeq and is a predicted model, not a curated record. Gene Ontology annotation, biological process: positive regulation of transcription by RNA polymerase II. Bases 31 to 657 code for a protein of 208 amino acids. The transcript is spliced from 6 exons. Gene Ontology annotation, molecular function: microtubule binding. Gene Ontology annotation, cellular component: cytoplasm; nucleus. Lineage: Eukaryota; Metazoa; Chordata; Actinopteri; Atheriniformes; Melanotaeniidae.